Pistacia vera is the source of this 1359-nucleotide messenger RNA. RefSeq names its product DNA-3-methyladenine glycosylase 1-like. Gene Ontology annotation, molecular function: DNA-7-methylguanine glycosylase activity; alkylated DNA binding; DNA-3-methyladenine glycosylase activity. Bases 134 to 994 code for a protein of 286 amino acids. The record is from RefSeq and is a predicted model, not a curated record. The transcript has 2 exons. Gene Ontology annotation, biological process: base-excision repair, AP site formation; base-excision repair; DNA alkylation repair. Lineage: Eukaryota; Viridiplantae; Streptophyta; Magnoliopsida; Sapindales; Anacardiaceae. Gene Ontology annotation, cellular component: nucleus; protein-DNA complex.
UUCGUUUUUUGAUGUCAGAGUGAAAAACGUUCUGGUCCAAGUGUUAGUUGGUGGCCUCGGGUGUGGCCACAGUCUUCAAAUAGAUCUAGACGACGGCGGCACUUUUCAUUCGAACCCUUGCUGCCAUCGUCACAUGAAAGCCCUAGCAAACACUCUCCCAAAAAUGAAGAAGAGGCCAUCUCGGACCAGCAACACCACCGCAAACGAAACUUCUCAAAACCUCUCAGUCUCCUCCAAAAUUCCAUUUCGUGCCCGAAAAAUCCGAAAACUUAGCACCCACACCCCUCCUAUCAACAAUCCUCAUAAUUCCCCCAAAAUUGUUAAGCCACUAACAUUCAAUGGCGAAAUCGACCUCGCUCUGCAAUAUCUACGCGGCUCAGAUCCUCUUCUAGCAACCCUCAUAGACACACACCGUGCACCCUCAUUCGAGUCUGGUGGAACGCCGUUUUUGUCUCUCGUCAAAAGCAUACUUUAUCAGCAACUGGCGUCCAAAGCUGCAAAAUCAAUCUACGAUCGUUUCCUCUCCCUGGUUGGCGGCGAAGAUAAGGUCCUCGCCGACGCUGUUUUAUCAAUCUCAGCUCAACGGCUUCGUGAAACGGGAGUUUCGUUUCGAAAAGCGAGCUACAUUCAUGACUUAGCAGACAAAUACGUAAGGGGGGUUUUAUCGGAUGAUUCGAUUCUUGAAAUGGACGAUGAGAUGCUUUUCAAAAUGUUGACGUGUGUGAAGGGUAUUGGCCCUUGGUCUGUACACAUGUUUAUGAUAUUUUCACUGCACAAACCGGAUGUUUUGCCGGUGGGUGAUUUGGGAGUGAGAAAAGGCGUGCAAGCUUUGUAUGGAUUAAAAGAGUUGCCGGGGGCUUUGAAAAUGGAAGAGGUUUGUGAGAAGUGGAAGCCUUACAGAUCUGUUGGGGCUUGGUACAUGUGGAGAUUAAUGGAAGCCAAAGGACCUUCACCAAAUGUGGUUGCAGGGGAAAAUAUUGUUGAAGCACCAUAGAUUAUUGAUUUGGCAUUGUAGAACUCUGGCUAUAUGUAAUAUGUAUAAUAAUUGUGGUUUGAAUUACACCCAAUUUCUGAUUUCCUCUGCCAUGUACUAGUUCAUGAAGAAUCAACAAGGGAUGAAAUCAUAAUUUUAUUAUCAGCUGCCUGCGUAAUUCACGACCACGAUAUGCCCAUUUAGCAGAAAAGAUAAACCAAACCAGCCAGGCGUCCAUUUUCAUACAAUACAGUCGCCGCUUCAUUACACUUCUACAUCAAUUAUUUUAGACUGCUUCCAUAUUGUUAUAUUUGAUGGCUCAUCGGUCUUAUUGCGGGAGGGAUGAUAGCUAGAGUUAUGCUUGUUCCCACCCAAUGAGAACCCAA